UCGAAUCCCGUAGGCAGGCGCGGCGAAGGAACUACAUGGCGAAAAAGUAGGCGCGUUUCGGCGACUGAAGAAGCCAUCCGGUCAUGUACGUGCUCUCGGAGUACGACACCGCAGCCUGCAACGUGGAGCAGACAGCAACGCCCCUCGAGCAACGCCCCCACACAAGCACCGAAAGCAUUGACGUGGUGGCAGCGAGCGGAGCUUCAUGCUGAAGGGCGACCGACGGCAACCUGAGCCAAGGACGGAGAAACAACCGCACAGAGGUGACUCUACAUUUUCUACUCGCAGACAGGAAUGUCGCGUUUAGGGAAGGUCGCUGAGUUUGAUCCUAAGUCACAGAAUUUCGAGUCUUACCUGGAGCGAUUCGAACUGUUUGUGCAAGCGAACGACAUAGAAGAGGAAAAGAAGCUAGCGGUUUUCCUAACGGUAAUAGGAGCAGAAGCUUAUGAAGUCUUGAAGAACCUUGUAGUGCCGGCUUCCCCACGUGAGAAAACUUACGAGGAAGCAAAGCGGUUGCUUACAGAACAUUACAGCCCACGGAGCUCGGUAAUCGCGGAGCGCUGCAGGUUCAACAAGCGGACUCAGCACGAAGGGGAAAGCGUAGAAAAUUUUAUAGUCGAGCUGAAGCACUUGGCCAGGAAAUGUAACUACGGCGACUUCUUACAGGAUGCACUUCGCGACAGGCUAGUAGCAGGUGUGCGCAAUGAAGAAACGCAGCGAGCCUUGUUCGCGGAAGAAAGCCUAACCUUUGACAGCGCCUGCAAGAUUGCCUUGGACCGAGAAAUGGCGGCAAGAGAGGCAGCGCUAAUGAAAGAAAAGAACAAAGAGGAGUCAUUAAAUGCGGUUGGGAGUCAGCCGAAGAAAGGGAUGAAGAAGACUCAAAAGAGCCACUUUGCCAAGAAAGAGCGAUGUGAAAGAUGCGGCAGAGGGCAUUCUUCAAGCGUAUGCUGGUAUAAAAAGUCUGUGUGCCGUAACUGCUCGAAAGUAGGACACUUGAGAAAAAUGUGCACCACUGCGCAGACAAAGAGAACAAAUGCCUUAGAAUGUUCUGACGAGGACUCUGAGCACGAAGUAUACCAUUUCAUAAAUGUGACACGCUCUUCUUACGAUGUGAACAUUCAGGUCGAAGGCAAACCCCUGAACAUGCAGAUUGACACAGGAGCGGCUGUUACUGUAGUGCCAGAGUAUGUCUAUGAUUCACAUUUCGCUCAUGUUACAUGUCAGCCCACCAAAGUGACACUUCGCACGUACACCGGCGAACAAAUGACACUUAAGGGACAGUGUGAGGUUGCAGUCGUGUACAAAGGUCAGAGCAUGAUUCUUCCAGUAGUAGUAGUUAAGGAUAACGGAAGGAGACUGCCAGCAUUGCUUGGCCGGAAUUGGCUUGAGCAUCUCAAGCUUGACUGGAGCGCAAUAGGUCAAGUAACCGCGGAGGACAGAGCCAUGUCAUUGAGGAAGAAAUACCCUGCAGUCUUUUCACAGACAAUGGGCACCGUAAAGAGUUUUGAGGCAAAAAUAUCUUUGAAUGCAGAUGCUACGCCAGUAUUCUGUCGAGCCAGGUCUGUUCCAUUUGCACUUAAAGAAACAGUGGAAAAACAGCUCCGGGAGAUGGUAAAAACAGGCAUGCUACAGCAGGUAUCGCAUAGCGACUGGGCGACACCACUUGUCGUAGUCCAGAAAAAAGAUGGCAGCCUUAGGCUUUGCGGUGACUACAAAGUUACGAUUAAUCCGGUCCUAAAAACAGACCAUUACCCGCUGCCCAGGCCAGAAGACCUAUAUUCAGCAAUUACAGGCGGUAAGGUGUUCUGCGUUCUCGACCUAUCGGCGGCGUAUCAGCAGGUAACACUGAGCCCCGAGUCACGAUCGUUUCUGACGGUCAACACCAGUUUGGGGUUGUUCCAAUUUCAGCGCCUUCCAUAUGGUGUGGCUAGUGCACCCGCAAUAUUCCAGUCCUUGAUGGACGAAGUGCUAAAGGGCAUUCCACACGUAGGGUGCUAUAUCGAUGAUGUGAUCGUGGCUGGAUCUGAUAUGGGUUCAUGCCAAAAAAACGCUAGAGCAGGUCCUUGA
This is a messenger RNA of Rhipicephalus sanguineus (brown dog tick), 2067 nucleotides long. RefSeq lists its product as uncharacterized. The coding region runs from base 295 to 2067 and encodes 590 amino acids. The record is from RefSeq and is a predicted model, not a curated record. The transcript has a single exon. NCBI's taxonomy places the organism in Eukaryota, Metazoa, Arthropoda, Arachnida, Ixodida, Ixodidae.